CGUAUCUUAAUCUGGCUGGACAACGUCUGUCAUCCCAGAGCCAGAAAAGCAGCACUGAGGGCCACGGCCUUGCUGGCUCGUUCCCACCCCCAGGACGUGGUUCUGAGCUGUGUGGCACACACGCUGUCCUCGGACAGAUGUGCCAUUGAGCUGUGGAAGGCCCUGGGGGAAGAACCACAGCUCCCCAGGGAGGUGCUGCAGCAGCUGCUGGACAAGCUCCAGCAGAGACACCGGGAGGAGAAGAGCGGCAAUGUGUCUCUGGCUGCAAUGAGGACCAUUUACGAGGUCCUUUUCCUAUGGGGAUACCGAGAAGCCAUCCUGGAAAUGUAUCCCUAGAUGCUCAUCCUCUGCAUCAGGCAAGUGCAGUAUGUGAUGGAUCUGCACUUGCCAAGGACCCCUGAGCAAAUCUGUGGGCCUCUGUCCCAGAACGUGGACAGAGCCACACCAGCAGCACAUGGGACCAGGCACCGCAGGAUGUCAGUGUCACAGGUAAACAGGAGGAAGAGGGACCAGUUCAACUGGUUCUGUGGGCACAGUUAGGGGCCUCCAUCUACAUGGGAAAAAGAGAGCGCCAGAAGACACCUCAGGUGGUGUAAACUGACACAGCUUUGCUCGCUUAUGCCAACUAAGGAUCUGGCCCCACAUGCCUGCUUGAGUCCUGUUACCUGUCACAGUAAAGAAUCAAGUAUUCAACCGCAUUGAGUGAUGACAUCAACCAUCUUCAGAAGCUACAGUGUCACUAACUGGUUACAAACUCAAUGGAACUGCAGUGUCGACAGGGCCCAUUGGGCAGGGAAGCACCAUGAUAUCACACUAGAUCUAUCCUUGGGGAGGCUAGCUCCUGCUGUCCAUACUGUGUGUGCCAGGGCAUGUGCAGAUUUGCCAUGCUUGGGGCUGAUCUCUUUACCUGACACUGGUAUUUUUUGUCUUUAGCACAUCGGUGGAGGCUGUGAAGACUCUUUUUUCCAUGCCUGGAGACUGGAAGGAAUUUGCUGGCAUCCAGUUACAGCAGAGUUGAGACAUGAUAGCCUCCCGCAAUUACUACUCGCAGGGUGUUGGCGUGAUUGCAAGAGCCAUGAUCGAGUUUGAGAACCCUCAGCUCCCUGCAGCUUUCAGAGAGGCCGUCAGCAUUGUCCAGAGUGAGAAGGAGGAGGAGCAGAGAAAUAUCGCCAUGACUUUCUGCACUGAGUUUCUUCAGAGUGCUUCUAUUGCCACGACAGUGACAAAAUCAGACCUCCGGGCGCAGUUCAUGGAGUAGAUCAAAGACACAAAUCCCAUCAUACGCAGGCUCAGUCUAC
Molecule: messenger RNA, 1298 nt
Organism: Mauremys reevesii (Reeves's turtle)
Lineage: Eukaryota; Metazoa; Chordata; Testudines; Geoemydidae
Product: maestro heat-like repeat family member 5
Exons: 5
Coding region: 1022-1258 (78 amino acids)
Source: RefSeq, a predicted model, not a curated record